Messenger RNA from Tupaia belangeri chinensis (Chinese tree shrew), 4995 nucleotides. It is a transcript of the gene FRRS1, whose product is annotated as ferric chelate reductase 1. Gene Ontology annotation, biological process: intracellular iron ion homeostasis. The record is from RefSeq and is a predicted model, not a curated record. Lineage: Eukaryota; Metazoa; Chordata; Mammalia; Scandentia; Tupaiidae. The transcript has 16 exons. Gene Ontology annotation, molecular function: oxidoreductase activity, acting on metal ions. The coding region runs from base 53 to 1834 and encodes 593 amino acids. Gene Ontology annotation, cellular component: membrane.
AUACAAGUUGUAACUAAACCGGAAGUUGGCCGGGCUGCCUCCGCUUCUCAAGAUGGCAGUUCCUGGAUUCACUCUGGGUAUCUCUAUACUUCUGCUGUACACUAGUCCUGUGGCUAAUUAUCCCAAUGGAAAAGUAGCACAGUCGUGCCAUGGAAUGGUUCCUGAACAUGGUCACAGCCCACAGUCUUAUCCUGUACACCGCCUUGCAGUGAGUCGGAUGACGUUCAGACCCGGAGAUCAAAUCAAAGUUACUUUGUCAGGGCGCCCAUUUAAAGGCUUUCUCUUAGAAGCUCGUGAUGCUGAGGAUGUGAGUGGCCCUCCUGUCGGCUCCUUCACGUGGAAUGGCAGUCAAGAGAUACAGCUUCUGAACUGCAAAGAUGUAGAGGGAUCAGCGGUGAGUCAUACAAAUCCAUCCAAAAAAACAGAAAUUGAAGUCUACUGGAAUGCUCCCAGCAGUGCUUCUAAUCACAUACAGUUUCUAGUCACGGUUGUCGAGAAGUAUAAAAUCUACUGGGUGAAGAUUCCUGGCCCUGUAAUUUCACAGCCGGAUGCACCUCCUUUUACACCUACAACAACAAUCGUACCUUUGUCAACAUUACUUCCUCCUGUCUCCCAUUUAACCAAACCAUUCAAUGCUUCAGGCUGUGGGAACAAGAAGUUCUGUAUUAGGAGUCCUUUGAACUGUGACCCAGAGCAGGAGCAUGCCUGCGUCUUCUUGUCCUUCACAAGAGAUGGCCACUCGGUGAUGGUGGAAAUGAGCGGACCCAGUAAUGGCUACUUAUCCUUUGCGUUUUCUCACGACCGAUGGAUGGGUGAUGAUGAUGAUGCAUACUUGUGUAUUCAUGAAGAUCAGACUGUGGUCAUACAGCCAUCCCAUUUGACUGGACGAAGUCCCCCUGUGAUGGACCCCAGGGGUCCUCUUGAGGAUAUGGCUUGGAGGCUGGCGGACGGUAUUAUGCAGUGCUCUUUCAGAAGAAACAUUACCCUUCCUGGGGUUAAGAAUAGAUUUGAUCUAAACACAAGCUACUACAUAUUUCUAGCAGAUGGUGCAGCUAAUGAUGGUAGAAUUUAUAAGCAUACUCAGCACCCGUUGAUUACAUAUGAAAAAUAUGACGUGACAGGUGAUCCAAAAAACGUAGGAGGAUCUCACUCUUCGCUUCUUUUGAAGGCUCAUGGUGCCCUAAUGUUUGUGGCGUGGAUGACUACUGUCAGCACAGGUGUACUGAUUGCCCGGUUCUUCAGAUCUGUUUGGUCGAAAGCUUUCUUCCUUGGUGAAGCAGCUUGGUUUCAGGUGCAUCGGAUGCUCAUGUUCACUACAUCCGCUCUCACCUGCGUUGCUUUUGUUAUGCCUUUCGUAUACAGAGGAGGCUGGAGCUGGCAUGCAGGUUAUCACCCCUACCUUGGUUGCAUAGUGAUGACUAUUGCAGUUCUUCAGCCUUUUCUGGCAGCCUUCAGGCCACCUAUACAUGACCCAAGGAGGCAAAUGUUUAACUGGACUCACUGGAGUAUGGGAACAGCUGCUAGAAUAAUAGCAGUGGCAGCCAUGUUCCUGGGAAUGGAUUUACCAGGACUGAAUCUUCCUUAUCCACGGAAAACCUAUGCCAUGAUUGGAUUUGUAGCCUGGCAUGUUGGGACUGAAAUUAUUUUGGAGAUACAUGCUUACCGACUCUCUCGAAAAGUUGAAAUAUUGGAUGAUGUUAGAAUUCAGAUCCUUCAGUCAUUUACUACGGCAGAAGCAGAGGGUCAUGCUUUUAAAAAGGCAGUGUUGGCAAUUUAUGUCUGUGGAAAUGUGACUUUUCUCAUCAUAUUCUUAUCUGCAAUCAACCAUCUAUGAGCAAGUGAAAUCUUGGGCUGUCGUAGGCCAUGGGAUAAUUAUCAUCAAACCAAAGAAACUUGAAGCCUGUACUGACUGCCUGGGGUAUAUUUAUGAAUUCUAAUUUGAAAGGCCAGGAUCAUGUCUAUAGAGGAAUUAUGAAAUCUGGUUUUUAAAAGAGAUGAACAUUCAAGAGGGUCAUAUGGAUUAUAAACUCACAUCAAGCCCUUGUGCGUUAUUCUCAGUUUUAAAGGGAAGGUUGUACUUGAAGAGAAAUGCCAAGAUUUUAAGAAUUCUAGCAUUGAAAAAAAUAAAUAAGAAUGAUUUGGAAAAGCAAAACAGAGGUCACUGAGGUAAAAAGGAAGUUGUAUUAAGAUAAAUAAAUUUUGGACUUCAAAGGUGCUGUGGUAUUUAAAAAAAAAAGUUUUUUUCCCUUGUGGUUUGUCUGAAUGGUCUCUGUACUUUUUUUUUUUUAAAUAGAAACUAUGUUUUUCAGUCCAUUUUUGAAUAUGGCCUUUUCUUAAUUUUUUUACUUCCCUGUUAAAAGUGGAAGUGGGGCUGACCCCAUGGUAGGUUUUAUUAACCUUUAAAUAUAUUAUGAGUAUUGUAACGUCUUUCUUUGCAAUGAAAUGCAAGUAUGCAUCUUCUAAUUAAAGAUUCUCUUUAUAUAUCCAGCUACAGAAAUGAAAUGACAUUUUGCCCAUUUAUUGUUUUAAUUAUAAAGUUUAAGUCCUUAUAGCCUUUAGACAUUGUAGAUUUACAUUUCAAAGGUGAUAAAACUCACCCUGUGAACAUUUUUAACAGUUAAACAGCUAUUUUCUUUCAUUGUGUAAAUAAAAUGUGUGCUUCUGUUUUGUUAGAAGUUCCUGAUAGUCUAAUAAAUCAGAAUAGUCAGUAUUUUCCUUUCUAUUCAAAUAAUCCUCUAUUUUAUGACGAGGUGUCUUAUAUGCUAUGGGGACAUUAAGCCAGUGGGUGGCGCUAUCAUACCGAGGUACUGCUUCGUUCCUGUUUUCCCUGUGUGGUGCUUUUCCUUAAAUUCCACCAACUCUUAAUCUUUUUCGAAACAUUUCUUCUUCUUCUUUUUAAUGUGUGUGUGUCAUAUUUAUGGGUUAGAAACUCACAUUAGGGGCCAACAUUAUUUUCUAGCUUUUUUUCCCCCUGUUGAUUAUAUAGUUCCGGUUACAUUUCCCUGAUUCUGUGACAAAUGAAUACAGCUAUCUUAGGGAAAGGAAAUAAACAAAGCUUGGUGUUUGGAAAAUAAAACAGGGAGUCAUACUUUUCUUAUUUAGGUGUUGUUUUUGAUGACGUUACAGAUUCUGCUGGGCUCUACAACCUCCUUUCUAGCUGGUGUAGAUGAUAGCCCCAACUGUGUAUCCUUUUACUGUUUAAAAUGAUAUGGAAGUUGUUUGUUUUUGUUCCUUAAACAGGUGCUUAUCAUAAGUAGCUUUGGGAUUUAGAUGUGAACUCUGUGUUCAUGUUCUUGAAGAUGCCUUGCUACUAACAGCCUGAACUUUUCUUUUGAAGAUCUUAAAAAAAAAUUUAGUAUAGCAAGUUAAAUGUCUGCUGAGAUGUCUUCCUCCAACUUUCCAUUAUCGGGAGUUUAAAGGUUAAUGAAUUUCUCUGUUUUAUUCCAUAUCUGACAAGAAAAAAAAAAACUUUAGGGGAAAGAUGAGACUAUGUGUGUUUGGCUUUCAACGAUGUGAGCUUGCUGGAUUUUCAGUGCUAAGAUAUUUUAACUUUUCAGUUUCACUGAUUCAGUUGUUUUUGCUACUUUGAUACUUCAUUAACUGACAUACAGAGUUGCUCAAAGAAGUCUUUGUCAUUUACUCUUUUGUUUUUCAUUUAAAAUGUCUUUCUUUCAUGAUAGAGACGGAGAGAGAAGAGAAAGACAAGCACCCUCGCAGGGUCCCAUGCCUCAGUCCCUCCCCAGCCUUUCCUUUCAGCCCUGAUUACAAAUGUGCAGGUCCCUGGAACGUUUGGGUAACCAAACCCAUAAUCUUCCAUAUGGAUCCAGCGUCACUGAGCAGCGUGUUACCAUCGUGCCACCGGCUGGCCCUGUCAUUUAAUCUUAAUAAACCAAAUCUUUCAUGAAGACCAAAUUAUGAUUCUUUUGCUUAGGAGUGGCUGGUAUCCACAAGUUGCAAAUGCCUAUUCUUCAUUUCUGUCAGUUUUCUUCUUGCUUUUAUAAUAAAGAAUCUGUGUAGAUUUUUAAAAAAAGUAUUUCUUUUGAUAGGAAUUAUUGUUAAAGUAAAUGCCUUAUCUUUAGCAAAGUAGUGAGCAAAAUCCUGUUUUCUUCUUAAAGAAGGGAUGCCCUAUAAAAUUAAAGAUGAGUAUGAGCAUGCAUUUCAAAAAAAAAUGAAAUAAAUUCUGGAAAAAUGAUAUUUGGGGCAGAAUUCAUAACUGAGGCUAUUUUAAUUUUUAUUAUUUUAAUUUUAUUAUUUUCUGGUUUAUGAAAAUCCAUCUUAAAGGGCAUGUCUUUUUGAAUAAAUGAAUCCAGUUAGCUUUGGUGCUUAUUUGUUUUUUUCCUCAGGAAUUUUGGCUCUAAUGGUGCUAAUUGACACCUCAUCCCUUUCACAUCCUGCUCCAGUCCAGGAUCCAGUCAGAAAGGACAAAGGUAGCACAUGCCAACCAGGAAGCUCCAGGGGGCACAGGUAGCUUUUGGCUGAAAUUCUAUUUAUCUGUGUAUUCUGCUGAGGAAGGAAAAAGAAAAAGAACAAAGGUCUUUGUUUAAGAUAAUCCAUUAUAGAUGGUAAUGAAAGAAAAGAUUCUUCUAAAUUAUUUUCAAAUGACAGAUUAGGAUACUCACUGUUCCUCUUCAUAUCCUGCUGUGUUCUUCCUUGCCCAACCCCCACCAAACUCGUCUCUGCAUCCAGGUCACUGAUAGUCUCCUGGUUGGCAUACCUUUUCUGUUCCUCUCUUCCUAGCAGAAGCUGGUUUAUCACAUUCUGACUCCAGCUCUUUCUUUUCCUUGGAGUCUUUCCUGACUCUAUCCAACCUGGGUCUCUUCUUCACCUGGCCACCCUUACAAAAGUGGUGAUGGUAUGAGAGGCAGCUGAUCUUGUAAAUGAAAAAGGUCUGGGGGUGCCAGCAAGUUGCAUGGUGGUUAAGGUGCUGGACUCCCACAGGGUCGACUGUGGUUUGAGUCCCAGACCCACUGACUUGAAAAUCACGCUGGGUGCAUG